This is a messenger RNA of Aspergillus sclerotioniger CBS 115572, 882 nucleotides long. RefSeq names its product CybS family protein. The record is from RefSeq and is a predicted model, not a curated record. Gene Ontology annotation, molecular function: heme binding; ubiquinone binding. Gene Ontology annotation, cellular component: membrane; mitochondrial envelope. Lineage: Eukaryota; Fungi; Ascomycota; Eurotiomycetes; Eurotiales; Aspergillaceae. The transcript is spliced from 5 exons. The coding region runs from base 227 to 739 and encodes 170 amino acids. Gene Ontology annotation, biological process: tricarboxylic acid cycle; mitochondrial electron transport, succinate to ubiquinone.
UCCUCUAUCAAGAGACGUCCGUCGUCGUGAUAUUGAUUUGCCGGGUGUCGGCCAUUUUCGGCUGGGCGGAGCAGCGCCCACCAAUCAGGGGCGCGACAAUAUGAUGACCGUAUUCCCGAUCGGACUCCCGAGGUUCCAUCCUGAGCGACUCAACUUCACCUCAGGCUUUCGUCUCGUGUAGCGUUCGCAUCGCCCUCAUCGCCUGUCCCAUCCCACAUCCGCAACCAUGGCCUCGAUCGCGCGCCAGUCUCCCCUCCUCCGGCAAUCCUGCCUGUCUGCUUUCCGCGCUCCCUGGGCGACCAGAAAUGUCGCGCAGGUCGUGGCCUUUCACGCUUCGGCCCAGAAGCAGAUCUUGCCUCCUUUGCCUCAGACUAUCCAGGGAACUAUGAACGACCCUGCCCCUGUCCCUACCUCCCACCCGACUGAGGGUAGCUACCACUGGACCUUUGAGAGAAUCGUCUCUGCCGGUCUCGUUCCCCUCUGCAUUGCUCCCUUUGCCGCCGGCUCCAUGAGCCCUGUCAUGGACGCCGUCAUCUGCUCCGCCAUCGUCGUCCACUCGCACAUUGGUUUCCACGCCUCCAUCACCGAUUACUUCCCCACCCGCCGCGUGCCCAAGACCCACAGUUUCAUGAUCUGGUUGCUCCGCGCUUUCACCCUUAGCACGGCUGUUGGCCUGUACGAGUUCGAGACGAACGAUGUGGGUGUGACUGAGGCUCUCCGCCGGGUGUGGAAGGCAUAGAUUGGGGGUUGGUUUUUCAGUUCUGGUUUGGUCUUAGUUUAGGCGUCUGCCUUGCCUCUCUUGUACAUGUUGGUUUUUGUGCGCUUCUAUUGGAGCUUAUAAAAGAGUGUAUAACUCAAAUAUUAUACCUUGUUUUUUUUCUA